Hyalella azteca is the source of this 6927-nucleotide messenger RNA. RefSeq lists its product as uncharacterized. The transcript has 2 exons. Lineage: Eukaryota; Metazoa; Arthropoda; Malacostraca; Amphipoda; Hyalellidae. The record is from RefSeq and is a predicted model, not a curated record. The coding region runs from base 472 to 6789 and encodes 2105 amino acids.
AAGUAAGGAAUUACUUUCAGUUUUUUUAAUAGAAGGCGGCAGAGUAGCCGCGAGGUUGGCAGGACGUGAACGAUGGCAUCACAGCGAGUGUUAUAAAUAACCUGGUGAUGGUGAGCUAACUUGGACACGACUAGCCACAAUAGUGCCAAAAUAGUGCCAUAACGGUGCCACAUUGGUGCCGCAAUAGUGCCUCAACCGUGCUACAAUUAUGCUAUAACAGUGCCUCAGUAGUGUCAAAAUAGGGCCAUUAUAGUGCAACAUUGGUGCCACUUGAUGCCAACAUAGUGCCACAUUGGUGUCGCAACAGAGCCAUAACAGUGCCAAAAUUGUGCCAUAACAGUGCCUCAAUAGUGUCAAAAUAGGGCCAUUAUAGUGCAACAUUGGUGCCACUUGAUGCCAACAUAGUGCCACAUUGGUGUCGCAACAGAGCCAUAACAGUGCCAGAAGUUGACAUUUGGCACCGACAACGCAAUGGCAUCGUUUUGUCGCAUUACUGGCCAUGCCCGUAAUUUGCCCAAGCCCCACUACUUCCCCCUCCUGCCCCCCAUUUCCCCAGCUGAUGCUAAAAAACUCUGCCGCAUCACCGGGAGGGUCACGGACCUACAUCACUAUUCCCCCAUCGUGGCUUUCGGUAAACCGAUAAAGUUCGAUGGGGUCAUCGGCUGCCGCAUCACGAUGUUCGAAAACUUCACCUUCGCCAGACCCAUUUUCAUCAAAACUAAAGAGAACGAGAAGGCAUUCGAUUAUCUUGAAGAAGUCAUGGUGCAGAUGAAGAACAAGAAGAAAAAAGGGGCAGACGCCGAUAAAAAAUUUGCGUACGAUGUGCAUGAACACAAGAUAACUAUUGUGGUUCCGCCCGAAAUGGAGGAGGCCAUCCGAUGUGGUGAAAUAGAAAACUUUUCAAUUAAUAAGGAUUGUAAGUUGGUGCAGAUCAAGAUCAGAUCUGGGAGGAUAAUUAAACUUAACCUGGAGGGGAUCCCCAAAGAGGAAAUCGAGGCUUCGGAGUCGAUCUUUUACGGUGAAGGCCAAAGCAAAGAAGUCCUAGCAGAGCAACAAAGCGUGAUAAACGAGAGAAACAAACGUAAACAAGACACCAUGGCCAGGAAGAAACUCUUCGAAGAGAAGGAAAAGAAGGAAGAAGAACUUGAGAGAAGAGACAUCGAACGACCGAAGUCCAAGAAACCGCUGGUGAUGUCACACAAAAAGCGAGCCGAGAAGAAGGAGAACAUGGAGAAGAUGUUAGAGGAACACAAGUCCAACAAGUCCAUCGUCUUACCGAAUUUUGAAGCUUACGGACCCGACGCUGAUCCAGACGAAAUCGUUCGUUACGAAAUGAUGUUAGAGGAAAUAGCAAAAGCCCAGAAGACGUCACACUCUCUAGUGGUUUGUUCGACUGGAUUCGACUGGAACGAAGAAAAAACAGCAGCCCAAGGAUUCGACUGGGAUAAUUUCCCCGCAGAAGUGGAAGACGUCAAGCCAAUUGAAGUAUCUUCCCCAGGGAUAAUGGGGGAUGAAAAGAUAAUGCUGGGGACACAGUUAAUCACGUUGAACAUCGUAGCGGCCGUUGAAACCUUAGAACCAGCAGCGGCUCCUUCGCCCGAAAUAUUGACCGCCAUUUCCGAACUCAAGAAGGAUAAGAGGAUCACCAAGACCGAAAAAGUUGCAGAAACCAUCAAAGAGUUUGACUGCAUUGACGUGGUGGCGACAUUCGAUGAGAUUAGCAAAAUUUCAUCAAAAAUGAGCCGUGCUGAUAUCGGGUUCUUGGUCCAGAGAGACGGAGACACUCAGUUCAUCCCAAAGACCAAAUUCAAAGAAACUGACGCGGAAGGCCGGGCUUUAUCCGGAGCAAUGGUUGAAAUCGAUGAUAAUAAAGUCAAGAAGUUUGUGACCGGUCAAAUAAUUCACCUUGCUGAUGGUGAAUCCUUUGUGGCUGGCCAAACGAUGGUUAGCGACGACGGAAAAAGGUUCGUGCCUGGUCACACGGUGGUCGACCGUGAUGGCGAGAUCAAAUUUAUCCCUGGUCAGAGUGUGGUUGCGCAAGAUGGGUCAAGUACAUUCAUGGCAGGUCAAUUGGUGGACACCCCUACUGGUCCUAGGUUCGUGCCUGGUCAAAUGCUGGAUCGUGGCGAUGGAAAACCGGUGUUUAUUCCUGGGCAAACCAUCACCACAACCGAUGGACCCAAAUUUGUGCCCGGUGAGAUCGUCAAAGAUGAAGAAGGAUUUGAUUGUUUCGUUCCUGGUCUACCCAUGCCUACUGAAGUAGGUAAUACUUUCGUCCCUGGUCAGACAUUCCAGGAUGAAAUCGGAAACGUGAGUUUCACUCCUGGACAGAUAGUGGACACGGUAGAGGGACCUGUAUUCGUCCCUGGCAAAACUUUCAAAACUGACAAAGGAGAAAAGAAAUUCGUCAAGGGUGAGAUCAUCAGAGAUAAAGACGGCAGCAUCAAGUUCGUGCAGAAAGAGAUGAAUAUUCCAGCGAUUCGAGAAGAAUUGGUUAUUCCUUCAGAAGAACUGAUCCCUAUUGCUAUUGCGGGGAAGAAUGUGACAGGAUUUGCCGUGAACCCCACCAAUACCUUGAACAUCGAGAAGGGCGAGAAACUGAUUGGUGACAUGGUUGAGACUGCGAACGCUGUGCAGUUCUACCUGACCGGUAAAAUGCCCGAUAAAAUGAUCGCAGAAGCUCUGAAAAUAAUUUCUGGAAAACUUGAAGUCGGCGAAGAUGAACAAAGAUUCAUUCCAGGUCGUGUCAUCACCACCGCCGAGGGUGAGAAGUUCGUCCCUGGUCAACUUGUGAUGACGAGUCAUGGGGAAGAUUUCGUUCCUGGACAAAUUGUGGAAACGAAAGACGGUCCGAAGUUCGUACCUGGACAAAUGGUAAUGACGUCCGAGGGUGAGAAGUUCGUACCUGGACAAGUGAUUAUCGAAAAAUCUGGACCCCGGUUUGUCCCUGGACAAAUUAUUCAAACUAAGAGUGGGGCAACUUUCAUUCCUGGACAAAUGAUGAACACCAACGAGGGACAGAAGUUCGUCCCCGGACAACUUGUUGAAUCUGUUGAUGGUCCUCGGUUCGUUCCUGGACAGGUAAUAGAGACUGCGGAAGGCCCGAAGUUCGUCCCAGGAACGGUAAUUGAAACAGAAGAUGGAUUGAAAUAUGUCCCUCACGAGGCCGAAGAAACUGGAGAUGAAGAUAUCGCCAUUGCCUUCCAAGGCUUCGAAGUAACUCCUGAAGAAAUGCAUCUUUUGACGGUUAACCCAACAGAUGCUCGAGCCCAUUCCCCUAUUACCAACGACCAAUGUCUGAUCGAUACAAGGACUUUGAAGCGACUUGCUUCGGAUACGAUGGAAAUACACGGAAAAACUCCAGAGCCACAACCGGAGAAGAAGAAAAUGAAGAAAGCCAAGAAACGCGUCGCCAUUGAAGCUCCUGAUGAUGAAGAGGUGGAGGUGGAAGAAGAGGUAGUAGAAAUCGAUGAAGGAACUGAUAAACUCGAGAUCCUGAAAAUGCUGUUCAAUGCUGCAAAUACGGUCAGCAACGUUAAGAAAUCUAGGGAAAUGAAAAAGGUCAAAGCCCUUUUGGGUGAUGACGCCUCUUUGGUGUUUCCUGUAGAAACUUCUGCCGUGGCCAAAAUUUUGUCGUCCGCUUCUGACAAAGAUUCAGACAUCAUUCCUAUAUUUUUGGGUCCCAACGAAGAGCUCGUUCAUGAAGUCAUGUCCCAAAUAUCGUCACUUGAUGAUGUUACAUGCAACGACCAAGUAAAAAAGAUGAUCGGAAGUACGUUGAAGUCCGUGGUCACCAACAAGUGUAAUCAGGAGAUCUCCAAGAUGAUCGGGAGGCUGAAGGACGAUCCAUCUUGUCUCAUGACCGAUGCAAAGAUACAGAUUCUCCUCACGGAAGCCGUUGGCAUUGUAUGCGUUUUGGGCGACGUCGAGGUGGCGUCUCUUUUGGAGAAAUUUAUUUCUGAACCAUCGGACCCGAGUGUUCUAACUGACGAUCCCGAGGUUAUGAACGUCCUCCGACAACUUCUUGUUCUACACGAAGCUGCUGAGAGGGAUGAUGACAUAGCCAAGUUACUGCAAAUUCUUCGAACGAAUCCUGAAGGGUUGAAGUCGAAGAAGCAAAUCCGUGCGGUGUUGAAGAAGGCCAAUAAGCUUCUGGUUGAACCCUCUGAGUAUUCCAAGAAGGGCAAGAAGUUUGAUGUCCGCCAUGUUGCUUCUUCAAGGGACAUUCCAGAAGAAGUAUUCCAGCAACUCAAAGCGGACAAAGAAGAAGCCGACAAAUUCCUGGAAAACCUACCAGAUGAACUCUUCCACGCCAUCAUGGGCGACGAACGUGCCGGAAACCAAGUUCUGGAAGGUUUGGACCAGACAAGCCAGAAAGCCAAAGCGGACAUCGCUAGGUUCCGACAGGGUAUGGCGGUGGUGGUAACACAAAGCAGUGUCCAGGCGGUCAUACCUCGGAGGUAUGCCAGGUCUGUGUAUUAUGGUAUCAUGCCAUACCUCCUCAUCGAUGAACAAGGGUUCAAGUUCUUCGAGAGGGGCUUAACGGGGCGUAAGUUGGCGCCAAGCAAAAUCAUCGAGAACACUUGGUUCAAGGAUGACGACUACUACAAGAAGCAGAUUCUCUACACUAAGUCGGGCGAGAAGUGCAGCGUUAACCUGAUGGGGCGCUCCACUCCUUCGUUGUACUACACCUGCCUUCUACCGACGUCGGAGCCAAAACUGGUCACCCGCGACGCGCUCCUUCAGGAAAGAAGAGGGUCUCGCUCACGUCGCCCGUCAGGGGAGUCCUCCCGUAGGUCAUCGGUAUCCAGUAUCCACGGGGACUAUAGUUACGGAGGUCCGUAUAAUCCAAUGGCAAUGGCUCCGUAUGAGCCUUCUUCUUUGAUGUCCAUUGACCCAUCAACAUACGUGCCGAACAUCCCUACGUACACACCAACAUACGUUCCGGAUCCGGUUUUCGCCUCCGAACCAACCUAUGUGCCUGAAGGUGCUUACUCGAAUGGGUACUCGGACCCCUCGAUGUAUGGGGCGGUUAUCCCUUACCCAAGUCCAGACUUGGAACCUGUUCCUUCCGUAAAGCGAUCUGACACGGUUGGUCGUCUCCUGGACAAGUAUUGUAACUUUUCAACUGAAAGAGAGUUCUACCAUCCCCCGACUGCUGCUUAUUCGAAGUACACUAGGAAAUCAGGGUUGGGUCCUGACUCCACGGACGAUGAAACUCUCAGUGAGCAUCAGCAACAAAGCUACACUAAACCUCCUCGGUCACACAAAAGUAGCAAGGAUCGUGGGACUAACGAUACUGACUACCAUUCACGAUUCUCAAAUAUCUAUGAAGAAGAUGAAGAUGCCGCUUAUUCGCCACCAACUAAGCACGCUGGACCAAAGAGUCCCUACAGGUUUGCGGUUGGAGAUCAGGGUAGUUCUGAAAGAGAUCUUCUUAACCAAUCUGCUGACUCCGAAGGCAGAAAUUCAAGGUAUAAGGGGUCUCCAACUUCAAGAGUUAUCGCCGCAGAGCCCUUCGAAUCCAGAGCCACGAAUGUGAUUUCCAACGUGGUGGCUGAUCCGUUUGCCCUCAACGCUGGGUACUUCAAUCUUGGUCGUUUCGAUGACCCCAUUGCCGAAAGAUAUUCAAGGAAUGUUUGUGCUUACUCCCUACCUGAAGAUUUGGAUGCCAAGUACGGGAGGUCAAGGUAUGGUUACCAGAAUCCAAACAUCGGGGAUCCUGUGCUAGGGGAUCCGUAUGGAAUGAUGGGAGCUUCGGAUCAAUUCACGCCGAAUUAUACAAGUCGAUAUUCUCGUUACCAUUCUUUUGAACCCGGUUGCCAGAGGGGAAUGCACCCACCGGUGCAAGUGAACGGAGACCAGAGGGAGAAUCAGAUGCCGUAUGAAAUUCCAGAUGAGCAACCACGUUUUGGCAAGAAGAAAAUGGGUUAUGAAAGUCCAAGUGCCUCUCGAAAGUUCAAUGGGGCGUAUGAAGAACUUGACGAGAAACCAGAUCUAGGCAAUCGAAUAAGCAGGUUUCUGAAACCUAAGAACGACGGGGAUGGUCGACGAGUGACAUCUAGGUAUGGAGGUGGUAAAACUUCUAGGUUUUCUUCUGAAAAUGAUGAUGUACGCCCCAGUUAUACAGAGAGGACGCGAUAUGGUAGAUUCCAACCAGACCCUGACGAAGUACCACCAAAUACUUCUCGAUACUCUCGUACUCCUCAAAGAACCUACGGGGCUGGAGGUAGCGGUAGAACUAUGACUACUCCUGGACUUUCAUCAUACUUGAAUGAUGAUCAUUUAGGUGGAUCACCGAGUAGGUACCGUAAUACUCGCGCCAGCGCUGUUCGGGACACGAUGUCCCCUUUGGAUGAUGAAUCCCCUUACGUAGGAAGAGGAAGCAGGUAUGGUCUACCUAGCCAAGCUCAAGACUCGAGAGGGAAAAGUUCCGCCAGAGAUGACGGACCAAGUUUCGGCGAAUCUCUUCGGAAGAAGUACGGCAUAUCCCCCGAUCCAGAUGAAGAGGGAUCAGGUAGUUAUAACCCGAGAAGUUCCGUCUUGCGUUCUGCACCGACUUCGACAUCGUACUCCGAAUUAGUACCAGACGAAGAUAGGCCAUGGCGUCGUCAUACUUCAGUGACGAGAAGGAAGCCCUUCAUCCUACCAACCUAUGACGAUGACGACGAUGACAACGACGACACGUCAUACAACCCAAAACAGACCGAGCGGCAACUUGCGUCUAGGAUCGCUAAACAAUAUUUAGGAAAUGGUGUUAAAAACGACGAUGAUGAUGGAGACGAAUAGGAUAAUUUAGUUAUGAGAAGUUUUCAUUUUUUUUGAGUUUCAUAGAAAAUAUUCCUUAGUCUUCCAUUAGAUACUUGUCAACCCCGAGGCUGUCGUUAAUUUUAAUUUUGCUUCGAAUUAAUAGCAACUUAUUAAUUU